This is a messenger RNA of Lingula anatina, 562 nucleotides long. RefSeq lists its product as uncharacterized. Lineage: Eukaryota; Metazoa; Brachiopoda; Lingulata; Lingulida; Lingulidae. The record is from RefSeq and is a predicted model, not a curated record.
UUGCAGAAAAUAUGUCAGAUGUAGAAGAUCACAAUGAUGAUGACCAGGUGACCUUCUUUGUUAGCGCCUCCCAGAUCAAGAACAAAACAAUCCUUAGUCCCAGCGUUCAAGAAUUCUGCAGGGAUCUUGAUGCAUACUGGCUCACUCAGAUGGACAACAAUACUGUACAUAUAGAUGGCGCCAACACGCAAUACCCAGCAGAUGGUGAUCAUGAUCGCGAGAAACGCAACCCCUGCAGUAAUAGAAUUUGUGAGUCACAAUAUUGCACCCCUACUUAUGGUGUUUGGAAGUACGAAUGUUGGAAGGAAUAUAAUACUUGUACGAACUGUGGAUCUUGGUGGUUCUUUAACAGAUAACAAUUUAUAACGAUUUUAAUUGAUACUGGUAAUGUCUGGGUUUGAUGGGUUUGCCACACAAAUUGACAUAUGUGCAUUAUUUGUUUGAAAAUCAUAUAAGUGCAAUAAUUAGCUCUAAACAUUAAGCAAACAUUAUUACUUAACAUCAUUCAAUGUUAUCCAUUUAUUUAAAUACUUUCUUUUAUUAGAGGGACCUUACAAUAAAA